Messenger RNA from Parnassius mnemosyne (clouded apollo), 1368 nucleotides. The record is from the annotation of a GenBank genome assembly. Lineage: Eukaryota; Metazoa; Arthropoda; Insecta; Lepidoptera; Papilionidae.
AUGCCUACUUGUGCUGUUAUUAGUUGCAAAGCAAGGAGUGAAGUGUCGAGUGUAGCCAAAGGAGGAAUUUCUUUUCAUCGUUUUCCUAAAAAGCCAGAUAUACGGAAACAGUGGAUCGAAAUUACUGGUCGUAAAGAUUGGAUUCCGACUAAAUCAAGUACCAUUUGUUCACAACACUUUAAUGAAGAUGACUUCGAGGUCAAAAAUUCUAAGAAGAGAUAUUUAAAAAACGGUGCAGUACCACAUGUACAAAUUGUGUAUAUUGAAAUUGUAGAUCCAAUAUUGACAACUUUUUCAACGGUAACGGUAAUGGAAGAGAGUGCUAGUCAAACAAUAAGGGAUGUAGAUCCAGUACCGUUAAACUCUUCAACAGUAUUAAUGGAAGAGAGUGUUAAUCAACCAAUUAAUGAUAUGGAUUCAGUACCGACUAAUUCUUCAGUAAUGGAGGAGUGUUCUAGUAUAGCAAUACAGGUGGAAGAAUUGAUUGGUCGGUACAUAUCAAAAGAAAAGUCCGGUGGAAUUACAAAACAGCGUUAUUCCCCAGCUCUCCGAACAUUUGCACUUACCUUACAUUACUAUUCGCCCAAAGCGUAUAAUUACGUAAGAGAUACAUUUAAAACAUGCUUGCCUCAUGUGCGUACUUUACGAAAAUGGUACAAAAGUGUAAAAGGAGAACCAGGCUUCACAGAUGAAUCCUUCAAAGCCCUUAAGGCAAAGUCAAAUUCAAUAAAAUAUCCAAUCAUAGCUGGUCUAAUGAUAGAUGAAAUGGCAAUAAGACGUCGUAUAGAAUGGGACGGAGUAAAACUGCACGGGCAUGUUGAGAUCGGUAGCGGAAUAGAAGGUGACCAUAUAACGGAAGCAAAGGAGGCAUUAGUUUUUUUAGUGACUGGCAUUAACUGUAAUUUUAAGGUGUCUAUGGGUUAUUUUUUGAUUGACGGAAUGACUGGAGUUCAACGAGCUGAACUAGUAAAACAAUGUCUAGAAAAAAUACAUGAAACGCGAGUAAAAAUUGUUUCUCUAACUUUUGAUGGCUGUGCCUCUAACAUAGCUAUGUUGAAACACCUGGGAUGUAACUUUGAAGAGGGAAAAAUGAAAUUUGAAGAUCCGGUCACAAAAUAUCCAAUUAUGGCACUUUUAGAUCCAUCUCACAUGGUUAAGCUAAUACGCAACACAUUUCAGGUCUACCAAGUGUUUGUUGACGAGAAUGGCAAAAAAAUAAAGUGGUCCUACCUUGAGGAACUAAACAAGCUCCAAGAAAAGGAAAAAUUUCAUUUGGCGAACAAGUUGAGAUAUCGGCAUAUACACUAUCACAAUCAAAAGAUGAAAGUUAAACUUGCCACCCAAUUAUUUAGUUUAAGCGGGCAAUAA